CCCCCACCCCCGCCGCGCUGGUCCUGGCUCCUCUUGACCUGCUUGGAGCCGCCCCAUCUGGCUGCUGUUCUGGGUUCCAGGACAGCCACGUGAGGGCUGUUUACAGAGGGAAAGAAGUGGCUCCUAACAGACGACAGACGCUUCUCAAAAGACACCUGCUCUUCCUGUAGAACAGACUUUUUCAGCAGGAUUUUGCUUUCAGUGAAACGUGAUUUGACUUGAAAAGGAACCCAGUGAGAAGUCUGAGUCCACAGCUGUCCGGGUGUGAGCGUGAGCGGGUAGAGGUGUGCCCUUGUUUGCCUCAGGCUGUCUGAUUUUCUCAGGCUGUUUUUUCUGUUUCUGUCCAUGGAGGAAGAGAAAGAUGACAGCCCAGAGGUUGGCUUCUGCCUGGGCACCGCUCUGCACUCUUGGGGGCUGUGGUUCACGGAGGAAGGUUCCCCGUCCACCAUGCUGACGGGGAUUGCGGUUGGAGCCCUCCUGGCCCUGGCCUUGGCUGGUGUUCUCAUCCUUUUCACAUUCAGAAGGCUUAGCCAAUUUCGACAAGCGCAGCCCACUCCUCAGUACCGGUUCCGAAAGAGAGACAAAGUGAUGUUUUACGGCCGGAAGAUCAUGAGGAAGGUGACCACGCUCCCCAACACCCUGGUGGAGAACACCGCACUGCCCCGGCAGCGGGCCAGGAAGAGGACCAAGGUGCUGUCUUUGGCCAAGAGGAUUCUGCGUUUCAAGAAGGAAUACCCGGCCCUGCAGCCCAAGGAGCCCCCGCCCUCCCUGCUGGAGGCCGACCUCACAGAGUUUGAUGUGAAGAAUUCUCACCUACCCUCGGAAGUUCUGUACAUGCUGAAAAAUGUUCGGUAAGAGCAGGGAUGAGCCCCGAGGGCUGCUGCAGCUCCCGUCCUCCGGGCUUCUCACUGGGGACUGGCUCCAGCUUGGCUGUCUUGUGUUGGGGGAUGGUUGGCAAAGCCCAUCAUGGGGCUGCUGGUGUCUGUGCCCCGUGGCAGGGCCUCGUGGUCUGCUGGCUCCUUCACCAGGUCUUUCUUGUUCUGUUGAACAAUUUCCAGUAUUUCAUCUUCAGCAGUGAACCCAGAGCAAGAGUGAGAACGGUGUGGUGGAUCCAAAGUCUGGAGCCUGGGUUCUGCUCUGUGCUCCCGUCUUGCUGACUGGCCCCUGGACUGCACCCCUCUUCCACUCCCUGGCCCAGCUCACCAUCCUGGAGGCCACCUUUGCCUUCCUCCCGUGUGCGUGGGGCUCAGGUUCACAGGUCAAGAAGUUCUCUGAGCUGAUGGAAAACAGGCUCAUGGGAAUUUCAGAAGUUGACAGUUGUGUUCGGCAGUGAUGCCGUGUGGUUUGUUGGUCAGCCGCGUGGACCCACAGCACAAGGCCUGGCGCC
Molecule: messenger RNA, 1387 nt
Organism: Chlorocebus sabaeus (green monkey)
Lineage: Eukaryota; Metazoa; Chordata; Mammalia; Primates; Cercopithecidae
Source: RefSeq, a predicted model, not a curated record